GGCCAUGAAAUGACAAGUAUUGGACUGCUGCUUGGUGUUUCUGCUGCAAAACUAGGCACCAUGGAUAUGUCAAUCACUCGACUUCUCAGCAUUCACAUUCCUGCUGUCUUACCCCCAACAUCCACAGAACUGGAUGUUCCUCACAACGUCCAAGUGGCUGCAGUAGUUGGCAUUGGCCUCGUAUAUCAAGGGACAGCUCACAGACAUACUGCAGAAGUCCUGUUGGCUGAAAUAGGAAGGCCCCCUGGUCCUAAAAUGGAAUACUGCACUGACAGAGAGUCAUACUCUUUAGCUGCUGGCUUUGCCCUGGGCAUGGUCUGCUUGGGGCAUGGCAGUAAUUUGAUAGGUAUCUCUGAUCUCAAUGUGCCUGAGCAGCUUUAUCAGUACAUGGUUGGAGGUCAUAGGCGCUUCCAAACAGGAAUGCACAGGGAGAAACAUAAAUCUCCAAGUUAUCAAAUCAAAGAAGGAGAUACCAUAAAUGUGGAUGUGACUUGUCCAGGUGCUACUCUAGCACUGGCUAUGAUCUACCUAAAAACCAAUAACAGGUCCAUUGCAGACUGGCUGCGGGCUCCUGAUACCAUGUAUUUGCUGGACUUUGUGAAGCCAGAAUUUCUCUUGCUUAGGACACUUGCUCGAUGCCUGAUUUUGUGGGAUGAUAUUUUACCAAAUUCCAAGUGGGUUGACAGUAAUGUUCCUCAAGUAAGUACACAAAAUAAGUAG
Messenger RNA from Carlito syrichta (Philippine tarsier), 720 nucleotides. RefSeq names its product anaphase-promoting complex subunit 1-like. Gene Ontology annotation, biological process: anaphase-promoting complex-dependent catabolic process; protein K11-linked ubiquitination; metaphase/anaphase transition of mitotic cell cycle. Gene Ontology annotation, cellular component: anaphase-promoting complex. The transcript has 6 exons. The record is from RefSeq and is a predicted model, not a curated record. Lineage: Eukaryota; Metazoa; Chordata; Mammalia; Primates; Tarsiidae. The annotation marks the transcript as partial. Gene Ontology annotation, molecular function: molecular adaptor activity.